Messenger RNA from Pyricularia grisea, 981 nucleotides. RefSeq lists its product as uncharacterized. NCBI's taxonomy places the organism in Eukaryota, Fungi, Ascomycota, Sordariomycetes, Magnaporthales, Pyriculariaceae. The record is from RefSeq and is a predicted model, not a curated record. The transcript is spliced from 4 exons. The coding region runs from base 1 to 981 and encodes 326 amino acids.
AUGCAGGGAAAGGUAACGGACAAGGUGAGGCGGUGGCUUAUGGAGUCGACAAACUCGGUCACGUUGGAGAUUAUGGCAUUUGAGCUUUUGGAAAACAUAAUAGAGGCUCAGCUCGGCAACACUCAUCAGUUGCCUGAUGUUAGUCUUUACGAACAUGAAGUGCAUGAGACGUUUCAAUCCCGGUUUGACAGUGUCAUUGCUGCAUUGAGAUACUCGAAAGCCAUGGUGUACAACCUAAGCCACGCCUCUUUCCUCUGGAGAGUAGCUGCAGGGCCCAAGACGCAACUCAAGGUCUAUAUUUGCCUCUCCCUUCUCCUCUCAUCCGUACUCUCCAACAAGAAGGGAGCCUUUCAAGCAGCCAUGACUAACUGCCACACGGCAAAGACGGCAAACGCAGAACUAAACGGCGCUAGAGCUGAGCGACAGGCCGUGUACCAACGAGCCGUACAAGCCAAUGACAAAGACGCCCUGAUGAAGGCGGCCAUGACCCGAAGGCCAAGGGCUAAACAGCUAGCCAGGUCGUCCUCCCCGGCUAAACUCCCUGUCGCGAUGGGACUUCCCAAGGUGCAGCAGCAACAACAGUUGAACCAAUGGACUGCAAGUAAGAGAUCGGCCACCGAGGCAGGUAUGAGGACAGAAGAUGAUAGCUGUUACGCAAAAAAGGCUUGUAUUUCAAACCUGGGCGAUCUGGGUCAGAUGCAAGAGCCAUCGAUAUUUCCGAGUUUCUUCGACACAAGAACCACCGGUACCAGUGCCAUUGGAGGACUAGUGACCACAGGUCAUGAGCUCGUUGCCACCACGCCCUAUCCAAUUGACCCCCAACUACAAAAUACCACUAUGGCUUUUACGGACAUGCCAUUGUUUGAUCAAGGUCUUGGAGGCUGGGAUGAUUCAUUAGGAGGUAUAAGCAAUGCUGAAAUGCUCAACUUGAUCCAGCAGGAGUGGCCCGCAACGCAGUACUCUACAAAUACCGGCAUGUAG